Molecule: messenger RNA, 1062 nt
Organism: Suillus paluster
Lineage: Eukaryota; Fungi; Basidiomycota; Agaricomycetes; Boletales; Suillaceae
Exons: 4
Coding region: 1-1062 (353 amino acids)
Source: RefSeq, a predicted model, not a curated record
AUGGACCCACGCAACCCUUCUCAUCCCUCCUCGUUGUACAAUGCCAAUUUCCCCAGUGCAGCUCCCCUGCCCAUUGGAAACGCCAACGGAUUCAUGCCGAAUCCAAUCCCCGCAUACGUUCCUCAACCCGGCAAUGCCCCAGCGCAAGCCAACAACCCCUACGGUUUUCCGCUCAACAUGGUGCGCGCCGCUGCUGGAGCUGCCCAAAAUUCGUUCCAAGCCGCAUACAAUCCUCCCCCGCUAAUCAACAUCGGGCAUGCCACACACGUUCAGUUUUUUAUUAAUACCUAUCCAUUGCAACCUCCAGCUGCUGUUCCCCCACAGCGUCCACCCGUGCCUCUUCAACCCCCCGGCCCCUCAGAAGCUUGCACCGCAGUUCCGCCCCCUUACUCGGCUCAGGGGUUUCCCCAGGAGAACAAGCCUCCACCCGUAUCGCAGAAUGCAUACCAGCACCACGGUGCUGGGCCCGCAGUGGGCUUUGCUGCCGCCUCUCUACCCCAAGUAAAUGCUUCGUCGGCGUCGACCGGUCAAGAGCACCUCGGGGAAGACUGUGAGGAGUACAAACCAAGGAAGGCAGCCAAGCGCUAUGACAUAUCGCGGGACAUGGAUUUUCUCCCCCUGAAAGAGGUAGACAAACACGGCAAUCAGCUAUUCCAUUGUCUUAGGGAGAAGUGUGGCACAGUAAUCAUUGCUGACAGUUAUCGGAGCCACUUCAACUCGACCAAGCACCAAGGUUCAGCAGGAGAGAUGCCUCUGACGAGGCACUGGGCAGAUUCGCCCUGUACAAGGCAACGCCUAGAGCUAGAGACGGGCGCGCAGCCACCAUCCUCAGCUACUAGUGAAGGUUCAACGAGGUCAACGAGUUCGGCUUCGCCUGCGGCAGCACCCACUGUGCCUCUCACUUUCCUCGCGCCCGCAACCCCCGCGUCAAUGUCCAUUGGAUCAACGACAUCUAAUGUCACAGAUAACGUGCAAAUCCCACCCCAAGCAGACGAGGUUGCGCAGUCGCAGGGCAUGGCCGUUAUUGCGGACCCCUUACUUCCCUGUUCCUGCGUCGUCUGA